AUACUUUGUUGUAUACAUUUAACUCUUCACAAGAUUUUUACAAACCUUUGCUGGUAUUUUGGCCCAUUCCUCCAUGCAAAACUCCUCUAGAGCAAUUAUGUCACUGGGCAACACAGACUUUCAACUCUCUCUAAAGAUUUAUGGGAUUGAGAUCUGAAGACAGGCUAUGCCACUUCAGCACUUUGAAAUCCUUCUUAUGAAGCCACUCCUUCGUUAACCGGGCAUCGUUGUCAGGCUGCAAGACCCAGCCGCAUUUCAUCUUCAAUGCCCUUGCUGAUGGAAGGAGUUUUUCACUCAGUAUCUGACCAUACAUUUCCUUUACAUGGAGUAGGCGUCCUGGUCCUUUUGCUGAAAAACAGCCCCAAAGCAUGAUGUUUCCACUCCCAUGCUUUACAGAAGAGAAUGGAGUGAUCAGGGUGCAGUCUGCCCUGUAUGGACGUAAAAACAACAAAACCUGCAGUGAAGGCAGGCCUCCAAGGGAAUUCAGCAACACAGGAUGCUCUCAAAAUGGAACUGGGGAUUUUGUCAAAAACAGGUGCAACGGAAAGAAGGUGUGUGAGAUCAGCACAAACGAUGUGAUUUCUCCUGAUCCCUGCUAUGGAACUUACAAAUAUCUACAGACUAACUUCACCUGUGUGCCUGCAAUUCACCUCAUUGCAUGCUACCAGUCUUAUGCAAAUCUGAAUUGCGAUAAAGGACGGGUCAUAUCUGUCCUUGGUGCCUACUUUGGACGUGAUAACAAGGCCGUCUGCUAUGCCAGCCGACCUCCCUCCCAGGUUGAAAAUGUCUACUGCUCCAACUCCACCCAGAUAGUCGCUAAAAGUUGUAAUGGGAGAAACAGCUGCACCAUCAAAGCAAGCGGCUCUGUGUUUGGAGAUCCCUGUUUUGGAACAUUUAAGUACCUGGAGUUGUCUUAUGUUUGUAAAUAACCUUUAAUUCGGUGAUGUUGGUCCUAUUCUAUCUUAUUUACAACCUUUGAUUUAGUGGAACAUUUCUUUCUCUUUACUAGACAAGUGAAAUAUCAAGUUAUAAAACGAAGUAUAAAACACCCACACACACACACACACACACACACGCACGCACGCACGCACGCAUGCACGCACGCACGCACACACACACACACAAAGAAAUAUUUUUUCUUUUAAGAAUACUGUCUUUUCUUUAAAAUGUAAACAUUCUUUCACAACUGGACUUUAAUUUAUCAGCAACACCAACCAAAAGUGUAGUAUAUGUGAUUGAUUGUUGCAUUUUUCAUUACAAAAUUAAAUGCUUUUACUC
Oryzias latipes (Japanese medaka) is the source of this 1278-nucleotide messenger RNA. Lineage: Eukaryota; Metazoa; Chordata; Actinopteri; Beloniformes; Adrianichthyidae. The record is from RefSeq and is a predicted model, not a curated record.